Messenger RNA from Aureobasidium subglaciale EXF-2481, 2081 nucleotides. RefSeq lists its product as uncharacterized. Lineage: Eukaryota; Fungi; Ascomycota; Dothideomycetes; Dothideales; Saccotheciaceae. The transcript is spliced from 5 exons. The record is from RefSeq and is a predicted model, not a curated record. Gene Ontology annotation, molecular function: phosphorelay response regulator activity; DNA-binding transcription factor activity; sequence-specific DNA binding. The coding region runs from base 1 to 1902 and encodes 633 amino acids. Gene Ontology annotation, biological process: phosphorelay signal transduction system; regulation of DNA-templated transcription.
AUGUUGGAGAGCCCGCAGGACGAAAGCGUAGUACGAUGGGGCAAUGAAGGCGACAGCUUUGUCGUUCUCGAGAACGAAAAAUUCACCAAGCACAUCUUGCCCAAGCACUUCAAACACAGCAACUUUGCCAGUUUCGUGCGCCAACUCAACAAAUACGAUUUUCACAAGGUCCGGCACAACAAUGAAGAGGGUGGCGUGUCUCCCUAUGGCGCUGGUGCGUGGGAGUUUAAGCACCCCGAUUUCAAGGCCAACAACAAGGACGCUUUGGACAACAUUCGCAGAAAAGCGCCUGCACCUCGCAAGCCCAAUGCCCUGAUGGACGACAUGAUGCCUACUCAGCAGAUGGACCUAUUUAACACACAGCUGGUCGCGACACAGCAGCAACUGCAACAAUUGCAAGAGCGCUACAACGAACUCAGCAUGCACCACUCAAUGCUCCUCCAGGAACUCAUUGGCGUUCAGAAGACAGUCGUCAACCACGAGCAUGUCAUGCAAUAUGUCAUGAGCUUCCUCCAGUCGGUCGAUGGAAAACAACGACGAGAGAGCCGUGUCGCAAACCCCUUUGCGCCAUCAACGGCCGGAGCCGUCAAUGGCAAACAGCCCCCUCCUGCACCAAUCCCAGAAGACGAGCCUGCAUCGCCGCUGCAACACGCUCAGAAAUUGCUCACCGAGGCCAACGCCGACCACAUGCUCAACUCUCGCAACCUCGAGCACAUGAACGAAAUUUCUAUGAGAAUGAACUCGAGCCUCACAACUCCUCCGCCGGAUCUUGCCAUGAGAAAUAGUGCCAGAAUGGCUAGAGGCGGUAAUCACGGCCCUCAGUCUGCUGCUUCAUCGACAUCCAUGUCAUAUGGCGAGCUCGACAACCUGGUCUACCCUGUCGGACAAACGAACGGCAUUGAUCCUAUGUUCAGCGAGCACAUCCACAACAUUCCCUAUGCAAUGCCUUCGAAGGCUCCCGAGCCUGCACCUGCACCUCCAGUUGUUGACGGAAGAAAGAAGAGCAUGCAAUACGAUCCUGGCUGGGUUAGACAACCUCAAGUACUCCUUGUUGAAGACGACCAAACCUGUAGAAGGAUAGGCGGCAAGUUCUUGUAUGCUUUCCACUGCGCCGUCGAUAGUGCUCUUGAUGGCCUAGAAGCAGUCAACAAGAUGAACGCUGGUGCCAAAUAUGACUUGGUAUUGAUGGAUAUCAUCAUGCCCAACCUUGAUGGUGUCUCGGCUUGCCAUCUAAUCAGACAGUUCGACAACACGCCGAUAAUCGCCAUGACCUCGAACAUCCGCAGUGACGAUAUUGCAAUGUACUUCCAGCACGGCAUGAAUGACGUGCUCCCUAAGCCGUUUACCAAGGAAGGACUAUUGAGCAUGCUGGAGAAGCAUCUUGGCCACCUCAAGAAGUCGCCCUCACAAAUCGACGGAGUCCAAUCGGGACCUCCGCCACCACUCGUUCAAGUCGCCACGAAGAAUUCAUUGAAAGCUGAAGACUCACCUGCCACCUCACCAGCUACUAUCAGCAACUGGACAUCACCUGGAAAUGGCCUAGGCAUGUCGCCAGCAAACAGCGAAGCCGCUGGAGAUGGAUACAGUAUGGGCGUACCCGGCCACCCUGCAGGACCUUACCACAUGCAACCCGGCAUGCCACCACCAGGUAUGCCUGCUGGAGUCAGUUACGGUGGUUCGCCUCGUGGUCUGCCACCAGGUCUCGGACCGCAAUCUGGCGGCCCACAUAGACGCCAAAUAUCCGACAUCACGGGCGGGCCCGGCGACGUUGGAGGAGACGUCAAGAGACAGCAAAUGUUCGGACCUGGACCCCAACACCUAGCGCCGCACAUGGGACCUGGCGUACCUAUGGGACAACCGUUACAAAAUCCGCUCAAUCCCAUGCAUAGAAGACCCGGAUGAGCGAGCAUGUGAUGUCUAGGAUGAUGUUGAGCGCAACACAAGAUCCCUUAAUUCGAAGUGUAUUCUCUUAUUUAUAACAGCCAGGUUGAGACCUGUGUCGUAGUCUGUGGUGGUAUAAUGAGUAAGGCUGUUUUCCCUGUCCAUGUUUCCAUGCGACUAAAGCAUUUGACUGGCGUCUU